Molecule: messenger RNA, 1115 nt
Organism: Anneissia japonica
Lineage: Eukaryota; Metazoa; Echinodermata; Crinoidea; Comatulida; Comatulidae
Product: 3-oxoacyl-[acyl-carrier-protein] reductase FabG-like
Exons: 7
Coding region: 98-709 (203 amino acids)
Source: RefSeq, a predicted model, not a curated record
GGCAGUAUACUUUAAUGAGGUCACUUACGGAACAUUAUUGGGUCGGAUCCAGGGGCGCAUCGUAUCUUCGCAUCGUAUCUUAUAAACGUACCGAACAAUGACUUCCUUACGUGGGAAAGUAGCAUUAGUUACCGGGGCCAGUUCUGGAAUAGGAGCAGAGGUUGCCAAACACUUUGCCUCCUAUGGCUGUUUUCUGGCAAUAGCUGGAAGGAACAAAGACGGAUUACAAAACACAGCUGUAGUAUGCCACGAAAAAGGAGUUCCAAAAGAUAAGGUUUUAUGCAUCACUGCAGACUUGAGUGUAGAAGACGAGGUCUCAAGUCUUUUAGAAAAAACAGUUGAAUAUUUUGGCCGUCUUGAUGUUUUGUUUCCUGGUAUAUUAAGCUAUUGUAUGUCAAAGAGUACUUUAGAUCAUAUGACUGCUAGUGCAGCUCAAGAACUUGCUACCAAAGGGGUCAGAGUGAAUUCUGUCAAUCCAGGUGUUAUCAAAACAGAAAUACACAAGAGAGGUGGAAUGACUGAUGAAACAUACAACCAGUUUCUUGAGCAUUGCAAAGAGACCCAUGCAAUGGGGCGUGCAGGCACAGUAGAUGAGGUUGCCAAGGUGGUCACUUUCCUGGCAUCAGACGACUCGUCCUAUAUCACUGGAGAAACCAUUGCCAUUGAUGGUGGCCGCCAUCUUCUAAUGACUGCACAGCAAAAAGUAUAGUGGGUGCAACAACAAUCACACAAUUUGCUGUUUUAUUUUCAGCAUAAGUUGGUGGGGCCAGUGGCCACCCAGAAUUUCUGGGAGGAUCCAGGUGGAAAAUUCAGUAAUUUGAAAGGCUUUGUAUAACGUAGCAUUUAUCUCCCUGAUAAGGGUGGAGGGUGGGGGAAUUGCUGUCCUGAAGAGCUGUAGCCCCACUCUCACUGGUCAAAUCUUAGAAAUGACCAUUUUGAUUUUUGUAUUUUGCAGAGUAUAAUAGAUAUACUGUAAAUGAAAGCUAAUCUAUUAAUUAUUAUUCUGAAUGGUUUCAUUAAAUGUAGCCUGCAACAAUCUUUACAUCUGACAGUGUUUUAUUGAAUUCCUUGACACACUUUUUUCAAAAAAUGUAUACUUUUAUGGUUCUGAGGUA